CUCGAAAACUUCGUCGCCCAAGAACCCCCAACGACAAUAAUCUUCAACAUGUCUUUCCGUGGGCGUGGAUCCGCUACCGGUGCGAACCGGGGUGGCUUUGGUAGCCGUGGUGGUGGCCGCGGAGGUUUCCAGCAGUCCUUCGGUCCCCCCGCGCAGGUCCUUGAGAUGGGAACUGUCAUGCACGCUUGCGAGGGUGAGAUGGUUUGCGAGUCAAUCAACCCCAAGAUCCCCUACUUCAACGCCCCGAUCUACCUCGAGAACAAGACUCCCAUUGGCAAGGUCGACGAGGUUCUCGGUCCCAUCAACCAGGUGUACUUCACCAUCAAGCCCCAGGAGGGCAUUGUCGCGACCUCAUUCAAGCCCGGCGACAAGGUCUUCAUCGGCGGCGACAAGCUGCUUCCCCUCGAGAAGUUCCUUCCCAAGCCCAAGCCCCCACCAGGUGCUGCUAAGCCCAAGCGUGCUGGUGGUGCCCGCGGUGGUCGCGGCGGUGCUCCCCGUGGCCGUGGUGGAUUUGGCGCUCGUGGUGGUGCUCCUCGCGGUCGUGGUGGAUUCGGUGGCCGCGGUGGUGGCUUCUCCCGUGGCGGCGGUGGCAGCUUCGGUGGUCGCGGUGGAGGCUUCUCCCGUGGUGGUAGCCGGGGCGGCUCUCGCGGUGGCUUCCGUGGUCGUGGUUAAAGGACCUUGUCUAGCCGAAAACUUAUCUUCUUCUGGCGUUUGGGGGAUUCAGGAGCUUUCUGCAGGAUCAUUUCCUUUCUUCUUGUGCAUCCUGACACAAUUAUUACUUUCCUGGCUGCAGGGACUGUAGAAUAUAUCCAGUCACACAAAAACAUCUGAU
This is a messenger RNA of Penicillium brasilianum, 832 nucleotides long. NCBI's taxonomy places the organism in Eukaryota, Fungi, Ascomycota, Eurotiomycetes, Eurotiales, Aspergillaceae. The record is from the annotation of a GenBank genome assembly.